UCUGCCUUAAUCACAGUGAAUGAGCCCAGGGGCAGAAAUGAAUUUGUGCCUCUCACUCUAAUUAGGGAGAGGGGAACCUAUGGGACGGUCAUCGUAACUUUUGAGUUAGAAGAUGGACCAAACCCAGCUGAAGAAGACUUGAGUCCAGCUAGGGGAAAUAUUACAUUUAACCCUGGGAGAUCAGUGCUGAUUUAUAAUUUAACAGUGCUUGAUGAUCAGAUACCUGAAAAUGAUGAAUUGUUUGUUGUUCAUCUGAGGAGCGUGGAGGGAGGGGCUGAAAUCAACGACACAAAAAAUUCUGUUCAGAUUAAUAUUAAGAAAAAUGACAGUCCUGUGCGUUUUGUUCAGAGUGCUUAUAUGGUAUCUGAGGAAGUUGACGUGGUAACAAUUCAAGUGGUUCGUGGUAAGGACGUCAGUGGAACAUUAAUCGGACCUGAUGAACAUGAAGUCUCUGUCAGUUAUGCCAUCAUAACUGGGAAUUCAACAGCACAUGCACAGAUUAAUGUAGACUUCCUAGAUCUACAGCCAAAUACAACUAUUGUCUUCCCACCUCUGGUUCAUGAAACUUAUAUGAAAUUUAAGAUCCUUGAUGAUGCCAUACCAGAAAUUGCUGAGACCUUUCAGAUUUUGCUUCUUAAGAACACUUUGCAGGGAGAUGCUGUUUUGGUUAAUCCAUCUGUUGUUCAUGUCACCAUCCAACCAAAUGAUAAACCCUAUGGAGUACUAUCAAUCAACAGUAUCCUGUUUGCUCAGACUGUUAUCAUUGAUGAAGACCAAAUUUCAAGGUUUGAAGGGAUCACAAUUGUAAGAAAUGGUGGAACACAUGGAAAUGUUUCUGUUACCUGGGUUAUAACCCGAAAUAGCAGUGAUCCCUCACCUGUGACUGCAGACCUCUUUCCAGAGACUGGGGAGACAUGUUUUGAUCAAGGACAGAUGUUGGUAACACUUCCUCUGAACGUUAUUAAUGAUGAUAUACCAGAAGAGGCAGAGCCCUAUCUUCUGAAACUCUUGGCUCACACAAUACAGGGAGGUGCAGAAGUCAGUGAACCAUCUGAGCUUUUGUUUUACAUUCAGGACAGUGAUGAUGUUUAUGGCCUAAUAAAAUUUUAUCCUUUGGCAAAUCAGAAGAUUGAAAGUAAUCCAACGGGACGCUUUUUAUCCUUGAGUUUUGCAAGGGAGAGAGGAACAGUUGGAGAUGUGCAGUUGGUUUAUACUGCACUGUAUAUUCCAGCUGGAGCUCUGGAUCCUGAGAGAGCGAAAGAUGGCAUUCUAAAUAUGUCUAGAAGAGGCAUUCUUAUGUUUCCAGAAGGAAAAACACAAGAUACUUUAAAUAUACCAAUAAGAAAUGAUGCGUUUCUUCAAAAUGGUGCUCAUUUCCUCAUACAGCUGGACAAAGUUGAGCUGGUGAAUAGUAUUCCUCUAGUCCCACCUGUAAGUCCUAGAUUAGAUGAGGUUCGAAAUAUUUCUCUGAGGAUUACUCCAGAUAUUGCAAAUGGAGAAAUAGGCUUUACUGGCAAUCUUCCAAUUAUUCUUUCUGAGCCAGAAGAUUCUGCUGCUACAGUGGUUUCCAUUGUAUUGCAUCGAGAUGGAACUGAUGGUCAAGCAACUGUGUUUUGGAGUUUGAAACCCUCUGGUGUCAACCAAAAGGCAGUAACUCAUGAUGACAUAAGUCCUUUUAAUGGCUCUGUUGUUUUCUUAUCUGGACAAAGUGAUACUACAAUCAACAUUACUAUUAAAGCUGAUGAUAUACCUGAAAUGAAUGAAACUGUGUUAUUAACUUUGGACAGGGUCAGUGUGGAAAAUCAAAUACUGAAAUAUGGGUUUACCACUUGUGAAAUUAUUAUUCUGGAAAAUGAUGAUCCUGGAGGAGUGUUUGAAUUUUCUCCCUCUUCCAGAGGUCCCUACAGUAUCAAGGAAGGGGAGUCUGUUGAACUGCAGAUUGUCCGCAGUAGAGGAAGUCUUGUCAGGCAGUUUCUACGCUACACUGUAGAACCAAGAGACAAUCAUGAGUUUUAUGGAAGCACAGGGAUUCUGGAGUUUAAGCCUGGUGAAAGAGAGAUCAUAAUUACUCUUCUGACAAGGAUGGAUGGGAUUCCAGAGCUGGAUGAGAUAUAUUCUGUGGUACUCAGUGGCUACAGUGAAAUGCCAGGCAAGUUGGGGAAUGCCACAAUGGUCAAUAUAACCAUUUUGAAGAAUGAUGAUCCACAUGGUGUCAUUCAGUUUCUACCUGAUGAACUAUCAGUAACAAUAAAGGAAAGUAAAGGAGAAAUCAUCUACGCUGCUGCUUACAGAGUUGUAAGAAACCAAGGAAACUAUGGCAACGUUAGUGUGUCUUGGAUUGUUGACCCAGCAUGUACCAAUGACAUCUAUCCAGAACAAGGGACUAUUUUCUUUGAUAAUCUGGAGUUUUCAAAAAAUAUCACCAUUUACUCACUGCCAGAUGAGGUACCUGAAGAGAUGGAAGUAUUCAUGAUCAGCUUGUUCAAUGCUACUGGUGGAGCCAGGCUGAGCAAUAUAACCAGUGCAAUUUUACAGAUUACAAGGAAUGAUGAUCCCAUUUAUUUUGCAGAACCUCUGACAGUGAGUGUUAAAGAAGGAAGUGUUGCAAACUUUACAGUCCUAAGGAAUGGAUCUGCUGAUGUUGCUGUUGCUGUCCAGUAUAUUACUGUUAAUGGAGAUGCAACAGCUGAAGAGGGAGACUUUGUUCCCAGUGGAAAGAGCAGUGUCAUUUGGUUCGAUGUUGGAGAAAGAAAGCAGAAUUUACGUGUGUAUAUUAAUGAUGAUGAUACCCCUGAAACUGAUGAAACAUUUUAUAUCUUCCUUUUGAAUUCUACAGGUGAUACUGUUAUCUUUAAGGCUGGAGUGGCUACAGUUAUUAUUGAAGCAAAUGAUGAUCCUAAUGGAAUGUUCUCCUUGGAACCUGUAGAGAAGCCAGUGGAAGAAGGCAAAACUAACAAUUUUUUGGUUUUGAGACAUAGAGGACACUUUGGCAAUGUCUCAUUGACCUGGCAGCUCUUUGAUAAUGACUCUGCGCUGAGGCCAGGAGAAGAGUUCUAUGAAACUUACGGGACUGUGUGCUUCAUAGAUGGUGAAGGAUCAAAGCCAGUAACACUGCAUGCUAUUUCGGAUACAAUUCCUGAAUUCAAUGAGUUUUACAUUCUAAAGUUGGUGAAUGCUUCAGGUGGGUCUCCUGGUCCUGGUGGUCAGUUAUCUGAAACAAGCCUUGCUGUAACCGUGAUGAUCCCAUUCAAUGAUGACCCUUUUGGAGUCUUUGUUAUAGAUCCAGAGAGCCAGGACAGAGAGAUAGUGGAAGAUGUUAUUUCUGAAGACGAUCUUUCCUAUAUUACAGACUUCACCAUCUGGAGACAACAAGGCACCUUUGGUGCUGUCCGGUUAGGUUGGGAAAUACUGUCUAGUACAUUCCAAGCUGGACUACCAUCAAUGGUAGAUUUCUUGUUGAUGGGAGUAUUUCCAAGUUCAGUACAGUCCCAGCCUCACAUGAGGCGCCAUCACACUGGAACAGAUGCUUUGUAUUUCAGUGGAAAAGAGGAUGCGUUUGGGAUUAUUGGUCAGGAAUACCUGUACAAUGGAAACACUGCAGUAACCAAUUUUACAUUUUCAGCGUGGUUAAUUCCUAACGUCAGCACUGAUGGUUAUAUAGUUGAAAAGGAUGAUGAUAAUGGGACCUUAUAUUACGGCAUGAAAAUCCAAACAAAUGAUUCUCAUGUUGCUGUAGUGCUUCAUUAUACAGCAUUAGGAUCCAAUAUAACAUAUAUGGCUAAAGCAACAGUCCUGAAAUAUCUGGAUGAAAAUACUUGGCUUCACAUUCUGAUUACUCUGGAUGAAAGUAUAAUUGAAUUUUACAUGGAUGGAAUGCCAGUUCUGGGAGGAAUGAAGAGCCUUAAAGGAGAAGCAAUUGCUGAUGGUCCAGGAAUAGUGAGAAUUGGAGCAGGAAUCAAUGGCAGCAGUAGGUACACAGGGCUAAUGCAGGAUGUAAGGCUUUAUGAGCGUAAAUUGACACGAGCUGAGAUCUAUGAACUCCAUGCAACUCCUGCGAAGACUGAUGUCCACCCUGUCUCCGGGUAUUUGGAGUAUCGGCAAGGAGAGACCAAUAAAACAUUCAUUGUGUCUGCAAAGGAUGACAAAGAGGAAGAAGGGGAGGAGUUAUUCAUCCUAAAGCUCAUUUCUGUGUGUGGUGGAGCUCGAAUUUCACAAGAAAAUACCACAGCAAGAUUAAGAAUACAGAAAAGUGAUAAUGCUAAUGGUUUAUUUGGCUUCACUGGAGCAUGUAUUCCUGAGACUGCCAAUGAGGGUUCCACUAUAUCCUGUGUUGUGGAGCGUACACGGGGAGCCCUAGACUAUGUGUAUAUAAAUUACAUUAUCUCACAGGUUGAUUCCACUGGCAUUAAUUACUCUGUCACCGAUUUUUCUAACAGCACUGGCACUAUCACAUUCCUUCCUUGGCAGAGAUCAGAGGUCUUAAAUUUGCAUGUUAUUGAUGAUGACAUUCCGGAGCUAAAUGAGUAUUUCCGUGUGACAUUAGUCUCUGCAGUAUCUGGAGAUGGAAAACUAGGUUCAACUGCUACCAGUGGAGCAAGUAUAGAUCCAGAAAAGGAAACUACUGAUAUCAGCAUCAAAGCCAGUGACCACCCAUAUGGUCUACUACAGUUCUCUGUGGGGCCAUCUCCUCAGCCAGGUGAUGAAAUGAUUCUGCCAGCCUCUGCUGUGCCCCAUAUUACAAUUAAAGAAGAAGUUGGACGCAUUGGAUUACUGGUAGUUCGUGCACAAGGCCUUCUUGGAACAGUUCUGGUGGAAUACAGAACAGUACCACUUACAGCUUUCAGUCCUAAAGAUUAUCAGGCUGUUGUGGGCAUGCUGGAAUUUCAGCCAGGAGAAAGAUACACAUACAUUACUGUUAACAUCACUGAUAAUUCUAUUCCUGAAUUAGAAAAAACUUUUAAAGUGGAGCUGUUGAACCCGGAGGGAGGAGUUGCUGAGCUCUUUAGAAAUGAUGGCAGUGGUAGUGGUGAUGGGAACAUGGAUUUCUUCCUUCCAACUGUCCAUCAACACGCUAGCUUGGGAAUUGCAUCCCACAUCCUUGUAACUAUUGAGGCUUCUGAUGACGCUCAUGGUGUGUUUGAGUUCAGUACUGAGUCACUCUUGGUAAAUGGAACUGAGCCUGAAGAUGGAGAUAGCAAUAUUGUACUGCAGGUUGUGAGAACGCAUGGGGCCUUGUCUCAGGUGACACUGCAUUGGAUUGUAGCCUGUGAUCUUAGCAAAGACCUGAUCUCCACAGAUGGGAAUGUAACAUUUGAUGCUGGCCAAGUGAGAGCAAAUAUUACAGUACAGGUUUCUCCUGAUGAAGUUCCUGAAUUGGAUAAAGUGUUUUCAGUUUUGAUCGUCAAUGUCUCCAGUGGUCGUCUUGGAAAUCAUACUAAUGCAACAUUAACUAUUUUAGCUAAUGAUGAUCCAUAUGGAGUCUUCAUCUUUUCUGAGCAAAACAGACCAAUGAGAGUUGAGGAAGAAACAAAAAAUGUCUCCCUGACAAUAAUAAGGCACGGUGGUCUCCUCGGUACAGUAAUGGUAACAUACAGAACUAUUGACACUGAUGAAAAGUCACCUUUUCUUCCACCUGAUGUUGUUAGAGCCAUAGAGGGAAAAGAUUAUAUACCCAUUACAGGUUACAUGAUCUUUGCAGCCAGUGAAAGUGAGGCCACAAUAUCUUUGCCUAUUUUGGAUGAUGAUGAUCCUGAGAGGUCAGAAUCUGUUUUUGUGGAGCUAAGCAGUGUUGUUUUGAUUGAGAAAGUACAGGAUCGGCCAAUUGUAAAUUCUCCUCAACUUGGAUUAGUGGAUGAGAGAAUAGCUCAUGUAAUUAUCAAUGCCAAUGACGAUGCCUUUGGAACACUUCAGCUUUCAGCUUCAACUGUGCGAGUUGCUGAAAAUUAUGUUGGACCAAUCAUUAAUGUGACCAGAACUGGGGGAGUAUUUGCAGAUGUUUCUGUGAAAUUUAAAGCUAUGCCAAUAACUGCAACAGCUGGUGAGGACUACAGUGUAGCCUCAUCAGAUGUUGUCUUACUAGAAGGAGAAACAAGUAAAGCUGUGCCAAUUUAUAUAAUUAAUGAUAUCAGUCCUGAAGUUGAAGAGUCAUUUUAUGUUCAGCUGCUGAAUCAAACAACAGGAGGAGCCUUGCUUGGAUCUUUGACUAGCGCAAUUAUAACUAUCGAGGCUUCUGAUGACCCAUUUGGAUCCUUUGUUUUUCAGAUUACCGAAUUCACUAUGGAGGAGCCUGAGUUUGGAUCAGUAACCAUAAAUCUGCCAAUAAUCCGCAAUGCUGGGACACUUGGUAAUGUUACUGUUCAGUGGAUUGCUACCAUUAAUGGACAUCCUGCUGAUGCUGACUUGCAGGUCGCCUUGGGUAAUAUUACUUUUGCCCCUGGGGAAGCCAUUCAGAUGUUGCUGUUGGAAAUCCUGGCUGAUGAUGUUCCAGAAAUAGAAGAAAUUGUCCAUGUAGAAUUAACUCAGGCCUCCAAUGGUGGUGCUAUUGGGUUAGAUGGCGUGGCAAAUAUUAUAAUACCUGCCAAUGAUAAUCCUUAUGGCACAGUUUUCUUUCAUCAAUCCUUAUACCAAAUUCAGGAGCCACUAGAAAGAAAGUUGCUUGCAAAUGUAACAGUCAGGCGAAGCGGGGGAAGGUUUGGUCAGCUGCAGAUAUUUUACAGCACUUCUGAGACUGACAUCAUAGCUCUUGCCAUUGAGCAAGGUCAGGAUAUCCUGGCCUGUUACGAGUCUCCUGUACAAGGAAUUCCUGACCAACUAUCCAGGACCAGAGUGAACAUGUCAGCAGCAAGUGACCCACUGUAUGCCUGUGCAACUCAGUGCCUAAAGGAACAAGCAUGUUCAGCCUUUACAUUUUCCAGUGCCUCUGAGAUUCCUCUCUGCCUUUGGCUGACAUCAGACAUCAGCCCAUUAACUAACACUUCAGGAUUCUGGACCUACAAGAAAAACAUCACCAGUGCAUCUGCUCUCUUUAGCACACAAGCCAUAGGUGGUAGUGAUUAUGAAUCUAUUACAAGACAGUGGGCCAUAAUGCAGGAAGGGCAAGAGUUUGCAAAUCUCACAGUUACCAUACUCCCUGACAGUCUGCCAGAGUUGGAUGAGAAAUUCACUAUAUCCCUUUUGAAAGUUGAAGUUAUGAACAUCUCAGCCAGCUUAAAAAAUCAACCAACUAUAGGACAGCCAAACACUUCCACAGUUAUCAUAAUGAUGAAUGGAGAUGCAUUUGGAGUAUUUAAGAUCUACAGCGUAAGUCCCAAUGCGACAGAGAAAGGUCUGUAUGUUGAAGUAGAAGAACGUACUCAGAACGUGCAGCUAAUGAUACAUAGGACAGAAGGCAGCCUGGGACAGGUGACAGUGGAAUGGCAUGUGGUUGGUGGAACUGCUACCCCAAACUUGGAUUUUGUAGGUGUUGGUGAGAUUCUGGUGUUCGCUGAAGGGGAAACAAAAAAGAUGGUCAUGCUAACCAUUUUAGAUGAUUCAGAGCCAGAGGACAAUGAAAGUAUCAUUAUCAGCCUGGUCCAUACUGAAGGAGGAAGUCGGAUUCUGCCCCGUUUUGACACUGUCACAGUGAUUAUUCUGGCAAGUGACAACGUGGCAGGAAUUAUUAGCUUCCAGACAGCCUCAAGAUCUGUUAUUGGUCGUGAAG
This is a messenger RNA of Pelecanus crispus (Dalmatian pelican), 7699 nucleotides long. The record is from RefSeq and is a predicted model, not a curated record. NCBI's taxonomy places the organism in Eukaryota, Metazoa, Chordata, Aves, Pelecaniformes, Pelecanidae.